Trichoderma virens Gv29-8 is the source of this 843-nucleotide messenger RNA. RefSeq lists its product as uncharacterized. Bases 26 to 526 code for a protein of 166 amino acids. The record is from RefSeq and is a predicted model, not a curated record. The transcript has a single exon. Gene Ontology annotation, molecular function: catalytic activity. Lineage: Eukaryota; Fungi; Ascomycota; Sordariomycetes; Hypocreales; Hypocreaceae.
CCGCAUUUGCUGUAUACAAGACGUGAUGGAUUCCCCAGAAAGCCAAGAUCACAAGACGUCAAUGCAACAUGCAUUGGAGCUGGCAAAGAAAUCCCCGCCAAAGCCGACAAACUUCCGUGUCGGAGCCAUCCUGGUGAGGCUGGAAGACGGCCAUAUCUCUGCUGAAGGCUACACCCUGGAGCUUCCGGGAAACACACAUGCCGAGGAGUGCUGUCUUUUGAAGCUUGCAGAAGAGCAUUCUACUACAGAAGAGGGCCUUGAGGCUGUCAUGAAGAGCCCGCAUGCCCUUUACACCACCGUUGAACCCUGCUUCAAGAGGCUCAGCGGCAAGCUGCCCUGCGUCGAGCGCGUUCUUCGCCAGAGGUCGUGGAUCAAGAAGGUUUAUGUGGGGGUUCUUGAGCCCGAGACUUUUGUCGGGAAGAAUCCCGGCCGCCAGCUGCUCGAGGAGGGCGGUGUUGAAGUUCACUAUGUCCCCGGGUUUGAGGAAGAGAUCCUUGCGGUGGCGGCUGCUGGUCACACAUCAUGAUGAUACUGGUCGACCUUGUUCAUCUAUCACGGUUGGCCAGCUGACUUGCUGCCCGUGAUCCAUGGAAAGCUUUCCGGAUCAGAAACACCAAACACGACGAAGACUAGGAUACGGUUCUUUCGCAACAAUCACUUUGGAAGCACGAGCCACCUUAGAUAUUUGUCUACGCCAUCCCUUACAGCGAGUACAUGCAUUUGUACAAGUAAGCUUUGCGCUCAAAUAUUAGACGACAGCUACAUAUGGUAGGGAAAAGGAAAUGCCGGGCAGUAUCAUAUUUUAUAGCCAGGCAAUGAAUAAAGACGCCAUUGUAUAUUUCC